AUGGCUGGAUACUCAAACGACUUUUCGGAUGGCUUCUUCUUUAUACGCAGUAAAGAUAGGCCGAUGGCUGUGGAUGUAAAUGAUGGUAGUAUGCUGAAUGACGCCCAUAUCAUUAUAUGGCCCCAGAAACAUACCGACAGUAUAAACCAGCUGUGGAUGCACGAAGAUGGAUUCUUGCUGAAUAAGAAAUCAGGACUAGUGUAUGGUAUGAUAGACUAUCGUAGAGUAGAAUAUAAUGCUAAGGCUGAGUCUAAUGCUAAGGCUAAGUAUAAGGCUAAGUACAAGGCUAAGUACAAGGCUAAGGUCAAGGCUAAGGUCAAGGCCAAGACUAAGAAUUAUACUGAUGAGGCUUGUAAUUUCAUCAAACAUACGUAUAUCUGUUUGGUGUUGGCAGGUGAUAUUAAAAAGGAUAAAUCUCUGGUUCAGUAUGCGCGUAAAUCUGGAUUGGCUUACAACCAACGAUGGAAGUAUCAAGAUGGUUUCAUUUUCCCCGCAGCUGCCCCUCAUCUCAGCCUAGACAUACGGGGAGACCACAAAGAAGGUAGCUUUAUCUUCCUCAAUACAAAGAUGUCAGGCGUCUCUAGCCAACAAUGGCUUGUUGAACCCUUUGAGAAUGAGCGCUCCAAACAAGAUCUUGAAUUACUCCGGCCAUCAGUCAAGUUAUCUAUCAAUCGUUGCUCCGAUUCCAAGACCAGAUAA
This is a messenger RNA of Phycomyces blakesleeanus NRRL 1555(-), 699 nucleotides long. RefSeq names its product carbohydrate-binding module family 13 protein. Bases 1 to 699 code for a protein of 232 amino acids. The transcript is spliced from 8 exons. The record is from RefSeq and is a predicted model, not a curated record. Lineage: Eukaryota; Fungi; Mucoromycota; Mucoromycetes; Mucorales; Phycomycetaceae.